AAGGUUCACGGAGGUAGAGAUACGGGUAGAGUGUGCUUUAAAGAUCUCGUGUUGGAGUGAUGGCAACAGGAGUGCCGAAGAUGUUCGAGAUUCCACUCUUUGAUGGGAAAACAAACUUUACGUUGUGGCAGAGUACGAUUCAAGACCUAUUGGUGCAGCAAGGUCUUGAUCAAGCACUAGAGGAGGAGAAGCCUACCUCCAUGAGUGAGAGCGAGUGGAGUAAAAUUCAGAGGAGAGCUGUUAGUACUAUCCGGUUGGCACUUGCUCCCGAGGUUAAGUUUAGUGUGUUGAAGGAGACCACACCAAAGGCGUUGUGGGAUAAGCUCGAGAGCAUCUAUGCGUCAAAGUCGCUGACGAACCGGUUGUGUUUAAAGAUGGAGUUGUACUCGCUCAAGAUGGAAGAAGGAGGUAAUCUUCAUGACCACAUCAACAUGUUUAAUCAACUAGUAUGCCAGCUGAUGAAUGCCGAUGACAAGAUUAAAGACGAGGAGCAGGCGUUGUUGUUGUUAGCAUCAUUACCGAAGUCCUACAAGCCAUUGGUGCAGACAUUACUUGUAGGAAGAACAACUCUCACGGUUGAUGAGGUGACUGCUGCUUUACGUGAGAGUGAGAGGAUGAUGAGGAAUGACACUAACAACACAGGAGGUGAUCGCAUACUAGUUGCAAGAGAGCGUGGGCUAGGGAGGAACUUACCGAGGAGGCAUGAUGAUCCUAGAGAGAGAUUAAAGUCUAAGGUGCGUCGAGAUCUAAGUGAUGUGGAAUGUUACUAUUGUAGGGAGAAGGGUCACAUGCAAGCAAGAUGUCCUCAAAUGAGGGAGGACUUGAAGAAGUUGAAAGAUACGUCACAAAGGAAGGGUGAUGGUGACUUCCACACGAAUGUGGUCGGUGAUGCUGAUGAUGGAGAUUUGUACUUGGCAAUGGGUGAAGAGGUUGCUAAGUCUGAGUGGGUGAUGGAUAGUGCUGCCUCGAUGCAUAUAUGUCGAGAUCACGAUUUGUUCGACACCUUGAAGAUUGAUGGAGAAUUUGGUCACUUCAACUUGGCUAAUGGUGAGAAGUUGAAGGUCGAAGGUACCGGAAGCGUGAGGAUGAAGCUUCACAAUGGUGCAAGCCACAUUCUUCAUAAUGUGAGGUAUGUGCCUACUAGCAAUACUAAUGUCAUAUCAUUGGGUGAAAUGACAUUAGAAGGGUGUAAGUUCUUUGGCACGAGCAAAUGGUGCAAGGUGUUCAAGGGGAGACGUUUGAUCAUGAGAGGAUGCAAAAAUGAGAAGAACGUUUGCAUCUUGGAUGGAAGAGUCGUGCAAAGAAAGAGUAGCGGCACUACACUGAAGAAAGUGAAGUUUUCGAAGGAUGUGAAGGUCUUUGGAAAUAUGAAUUAAGGGAGGAAAUGUUAGGAUAUUAAUUCAAUAUUUCCAAAGAUUUGUGAGAGGGAAGAUUCUAGACAAUUCUAUAAGUUGGUGGAGAUGUGUAGAAUUCUCUAGAAUGUUGUGGAGUUUUCUAGAGAAGUGUGGAAGUCUCUAGAAAUGUGUAGAAUAGCCUAAAAGUUUCUAGAAUAUUCUAGAGCUUUCUAGAGAAGUGUGGAAGUCUCUAGAAGCGUGAGGAAGAAUGUAGUGUUCUCUAGAAUAUUCUAGAACUAUGUGGAGUCCUCUAGAUUCUUCUAGAACAUUAUGGAAGCAUGUGGAGGCUUUCUACAAGAUUCUAGUGAUAAAGAGGUGUGUGGAAU
Molecule: messenger RNA, 1720 nt
Organism: Cuscuta campestris
Lineage: Eukaryota; Viridiplantae; Streptophyta; Magnoliopsida; Solanales; Convolvulaceae
Source: the annotation of a GenBank genome assembly